AUGUCCUCGCCCAGAGACCCGGCUCCUACCUCAUCCAGCCCUGGCAGCUCGUCCUCAUCGACCAAAUCCUCAUCGCCACCCCGCUCCAAUUCAUCGUUUCUCGACAUGCCCUCUGCCGCGUCCCCGCACUCUAAAUCGCCUUCGACGCAACUUCACCCCCUUCUCACUCCUAUGCCAUCGAGUGUGAUGCUCGCUGCCGAGCUGGAUCCUUACGGCUACAGCGAUAUGGCCCAAAGAGACCGACUCGUCGAAGCGGCUCAGCAGACUGCGAUGCCUGAGAAGUGCUUGACCUUUUGUUCACAGAGAGCAAACGCGCCACCGCUGUGUAAAAUGUUCUGCCUUAGGAAGAGACAGCCUCUCGAUACAAGGGAAGAGCAGCUCGCGAGGCUCCGACCGCCGAAAAAGGCCUUGAGGCUCGCACCCUUGGCCGGUGAUGAAUCAGCUGCACCGGAUUCAGGCAGGCAGUCCUCAUCCAUGCUAUACCCUCGUCUCUCGCCUCAAGCUGGUCCAUCAUCUGAUCCCACCUCGCAUUCCUCUUCGUCUAAGAGGAGUCAGUCCAGUUCCUGGUCAUGGUCGCCCUUUGAGGCCCUUCGCCGGCGUGUUGAGCCGUACUCUUUCAUCUAUGUCCGCGGUGCGCCAGAAGGGCCAGUCGGACGGUACAUGGAAGAGUUGGAGUACAACGAUGGCCAUAAUGACUUUGGACCAGCUUCUAGAGGUGCAGUUGAGGCGAUGAAGAGGAAGCGGGUUGAGCCGAAGAUGGAGUAUAUCGAUUGGGGAGAGGAAGGAUCGGUUCUACACCUUCCGUUCACAUCUCUCUUUGGACCCAUCAUCAACAUUCCGCAAACGUUGAACAGGAUAUUCACACCAUCCAUGAAUUUUCUGACCCUGUAUCGCGAUUCCUUCUCCUCUGGAGCACAGAGCAGAGGGUUGGAGAAAAUACACUCAGAGAUCAUGAGUGGCUCUGCCUUCGAGCUCAUGGGCAAGAUUCGUGGGUUUUGGGCCCAACGGGUCAAGGAGAAGGAAGAGCAGCUAGAGAGGGAACGAUCAGAGCAGGUUGGAGGAAAGGGACAGUAG
Molecule: messenger RNA, 1074 nt
Organism: Kockovaella imperatae
Lineage: Eukaryota; Fungi; Basidiomycota; Tremellomycetes; Tremellales; Cuniculitremaceae
Exons: 2
Coding region: 1-1074 (357 amino acids)
Source: RefSeq, a predicted model, not a curated record